Messenger RNA from Rhizophagus irregularis DAOM 181602=DAOM 197198, 981 nucleotides. RefSeq lists its product as uncharacterized. The record is from RefSeq and is a predicted model, not a curated record. Lineage: Eukaryota; Fungi; Glomeromycota; Glomeromycetes; Glomerales; Glomeraceae.
AUGAAAGCAUUCCUAAUUAUUACUCUCCUUCUUACUACUAAAGCAACUGAAAGUUUACCGUUAUUUGAAAAUAACAAUAAUCUUGUUUAUUAUGAUCAUGAGCAGAACCGCCAUGAUCCCUCAGAACUUUUUAAUCGGUGUCACGGAAAACUCAAUUUUAUAAAAAGAAGUCCUCUUCGGUUUGUUAGUAAAGAAAGGAAACGUGAAGAUUCCAUGGAAUUUCCUGAAGUUGAGCUUAAUUAUGAUCAAGAAAUUAUCGAAGACAAUGAUCAAGAUGUAACAAAACGUAGUCCUCUUCGGUUUGUUAGUAAAGAAAGGAAACGUGAAGAUUCCAUGGAAUUUCCCGAAGAUGUGCUUAAUCAUGAUCAAGAAAUUAUCGAAGACAAUGAUCAAGAUGUAACAAAACGUAGUCCUCUUCGGUUUGUUAGUAAAGAAAGGAAACGUGAAGAUUCCAUGGAAUUUCCUGAAGUUGAGCUUAAUCAUGAUCAAGAAAUUAUCGAAGACAAUGAUCAAGAUGUAACAAAACGUAGUCCUCUUCGGUUUGUUAGUAAAGAAAGGAAACGUGAAGAUUCCAUGGAAUUUCCUGAAGUUGAGCUUAAUUAUGAUCAAGAAAUUAUCGAAGACAAUGAUCAAGAUGUAACAAAACGUAGUCCUCUUCGGUUUGUUAGUAAAGAAAGGAAACGUAAAGAUUCCAUGGAAUUUCCCGAAGAUGUGCUUAAUCAUGAUCAAGAAAUUAUCGAAGACAAUGAUCAAGAUGUAACAAAACGUAGUCCUCUUCGGUUUGUUAGUAAAGAAAGGAAACGUGAAGAUUCCAUGGAAUUUCCUGAAGUUGAGCUUAAUCAUGUUCAAGAAAUUAUCGAAGACAAUGAUCAAGAUGUAAUUAAACGUAGUCCUCUUCGGUUUGUUAGUACAGAGAAGAAAUGUGACCAUUCCUCAGAAAAUCCUGAAGAUGCGAUUAAUUAUAAUCAAGAUCAUUCCUAA